AAAAAAUCAGAGAAAACCUGGACAUUCAAUUAAAAGUACAAGAUGAGUCGUAAUACUAGAUUUAAAGUGUCUCCUGUACCUCAUCUGAAUCUAGAAAGAGCAAUUGAUAUUGAAGAUGAAAGUAGUGGCAAACGAAAUGGAAUUGAUGAUAGAAAAGUGAGCUUAGCUCAGCUUACUCGUGAAAAGCUACCUCGACUUGAUCAUUUUCGAUUGUCAAAGCGCAUGUUUACUCGUCCAUCGAUUGGAGAACUUUAUGGAGAUCAAAAUCAAAGAACUAAUCAAGAUGAAGUUAUGAUGGCAGGACACAACCCACACUUUCAACUAGGAUGGAUUCAAGGUGUCCUUAUUCCUGUUCUACUUAAUAUUUAUGGAGUUAUGCUUUUCUUAAGAAUGGGAUGGAUUGUUGCUCAAUCUGGAAUAAUUGAGACUAUUAUCAUCAUUGCAAUAUCUGCAAUUAUUUGUAUUAUCACAACUUUAUCUUUAUCAGCUCUUUGUACGAAUGGUGACGUUAGAAGUGGUGGUAUUUAUUACAUUGUCUCACGAUCUCUUGGACCUGAAUUUGGAGCAUCUUUAGGAGUUAUUUUUGCAUUUGCUAAUGCUGUUGCAGCUUCUAUGAAUACAAUUGGUUUUUGUGAUUCCUUAAAUGAUUUACUAUCUAGAAAUGGAAUGAAAAUUCUUGAUGGAGGAAUUAAUGAUACAAGAAUUAUUGGAACUAUCGCCAUUCUUAUUAUGAUUAUUGUUUGUGCAACUGGAAUGGAAUGGGAAGUUAAAGCACAAAACUUUCUACUUGUGACUAUUGUGGCUGCUGUUUUAGAUUUCAUUAUUGGUACAGUUAUGGGACCAGCAAACGAAACAGAUCUUGCUCAAGGAUUUACAGGAAUGUCAAAACCAGUUCUUGAAGAAAAUAUGCACAGCAACUAUCGGUUUAGUGAAGGUUUAGAUCAAAAUAUUUUCACAGUUUUCUCGAUCUUCUUUCCAUCAGUGACGGGCAUACAAGCUGGAGCUAACAUUUGUGGUGAUUUAAAAGAUCCAGCAUCAGCAAUUCCAAAAGGAACAAUAACGGCAUUGUUUUUAUCUAUGGCAACUUAUUUGGGAUUUGUAUUUGUUGUUGGAUCAUCUGCUUUAAGAGAUGGUUCAGGUAUUGUUAUGGACAUUGCAAAUCAGUCACUUCCAUACAAUUUUAGCUGUGCUGUCGAUCAUUCCUGUGAGUAUGGUCUGCAUAACAACUUUGCAGAAAUGCAAGUGAUGUCAUAUUGGCCGUGGUUGAUUUAUGCUGGAUGCUUUGCCGCAACAUUGAGUACAGCUUUAACAAAUCUUCUCUCUGUUCCAAGACUUAUUCAAGCUUUAGGUGUUGAUCGUAUUUAUCCUGGUUUUAUUUUCUUCGCAAAACCUUAUGGAAAAGUCGGUGAACCUUACAGAGGAUAUAUACUUACUUUUAUCGUGUCUGUAUCUUUUGUGCUUAUCGCUGAUCUUAAUGCUGUUGCUCCACUCAUUACAAACUUCUAUCUUGCUGCAUAUGCAUUCGUUAAUUUCUGUACAUUCCAUGCUGCAUUUGUUCAACCAUUAGGAUGGCGUCCAUCGUUUAAGUUCUACAAUAAGUGGCUUAGUCUUUUCGGUUUUGUUAUUUGUGUUGCCAUAAUGUUCCUGCUAUCAUGGCAAGCAUCACUAGUGACUGUAUCAAUUGUUUUUGCGCUUUACCUGCUCGUUCACUACCGAAAACCAGAUGCCAAUUGGGGGAGCAGUGCACAGGAACAAGCUUAUAAAAAUAUCAUUUCAUCAUCUUAUCGUCUUCAGGAAACUGGUGGUCAUGUCAAAAAUUAUCAUCCACAAAUCUUAAUUCUAGCUGGAAAUCCAUUUAGCCGACCACCUUUGAUUGAUCUAGCUCAUAAGAUAACUAAAAAUAGCUCACUUCUGAUGGUGGGUGAUGUAAGACCGGAAAAAUUGACGAGCUCAGAUAGAGCAAAGAAAGUGAAAGAGGCAUACAAAUACUUUAAUGAUAAGAAUAUCAAAGCAUUUUAUAAUCUUGUUGACGAUGUAAGCGUUGACGUAGGUAUUAAAUUAAUGAUUCAAUCAAGUGGCUUCGGUCAAUUGUCACCAAACAUUGUGCUUAUGGGUUAUCAGCAAAAUUGGGCAACCGCUGGAUAUGAUUCAUUGAAAAUUUAUUACAAUGUAUUGCACAACAUUUUCUCGUAUCGCGUCUCAGUUGCAAUUUUACGAAUGCCUCAUGGCUUAGAUUAUUCAUUUAACUUAAAUAAUGGCCUUAGAAAUAUGGGAUACGAUCCAUCAAGUAACGGAUCAUUACAUGUGGUACUAGAAAAUUCGAUGACUCCUCCAAUGACACCAACAUCGCCUAAAUCAGACAAGAACAAGAAAUCAAUGAAUCCCAAAAAUAUGGUUUCAGAGGAAAUUGAAAUGAACUACUUCAAUAUCAAGCAAGAAAAAGGAACAAUUGAUGUAUGGUGGCUUUAUGACGAUGGUGGGCUGACAAUGCUUAUACCAUUCAUAAUGACGAUGAGAUCUAAUUGGUCGAAAUGUAAAAUUCGAGUUUUUGCUUUGACAAACAGACAACACGAGUUGGAAGUUGAGGAACAAAACAUGAUUCAAUUAUUAAAGAAAUUGAGAAUUGACUUUUCAUCACUCGUCAUGUUGCAAGGCAUAAGUGAUCUUCCAAAGGAAGGAACAACGAAAUAUCAUUCCAAAAUUCUCAGCGGAUUCCGAGAAGGUGAAAAUGAGCAAUGUUUUGUAUCAAAUGAUGAGUUCGAAAAAAUGCGCGACAAAACAAAUCGACAGCUAAGAUUACGAGAAUUACUGCGUGAACACUCAAAGACAGCCAAUUUAAUCGUUAUGUCAUUACCAAUGCCACGACAAGGAGAAGUUUCUGCACCGCUUUAUAUGUCUUGGUUGGAGGUCUUAUCAGCUGGUAUGCCGCCAAUGUUGUUCGUUCGUGGUAAUCAAACCUCAGUAUUAACCUUCUAUUCUUGAAGGUCUGCCCGACUAAAUUCUUGAAAUUUUACCAAUAUUUUUUUUUGAAAUAAAUAUGUAAAUGAAUAUAAUAAAAGUUUAUCGUGUUACGAGCACCAAAU
This is a messenger RNA of Chironomus riparius, 3083 nucleotides long. Lineage: Eukaryota; Metazoa; Arthropoda; Insecta; Diptera; Chironomidae. The record is from the annotation of a GenBank genome assembly.